GUCAUCAUCGUGUUUCCAUAGUUACCGGGUCGGGCUGGGGCUUGAUGGGUUGACAGGUGCGUGACAGUCCAGCUAUCCAGCAUGUACGCCAAGGGGAAAGGUAGCACUGUACCCUCGGAUAACCAAGCAAGGGAAAAGCUAGCGUUAUAUGUUUACGAGUACUUGCUUCAUGUCGGAGCGCAGAAAGCUGCACAGACGUUCCUGUCGGAGAUAAGAUGGGAGAAAAAUAUAACGUUAGGAGAGCCGCCCGGGUUUCUUCAUUCCUGGUGGUGUGUUUUCUGGGAUUUAUACUGUGCGGCACCAGAGAGGAGAGAUACUUGUGAACAUUCAUCCGAAGCCAAGGCGUUCCAUGACUAUAGUGCAGCCACAGCUCCCAGCCCCCUAGGACCCAUGCCCCCCAACGAUGGCGUUAUGCCUGGCGGACCAAUGCCUCCCGGUUUCUUUCCUGGGCCUCCAGCCUCACAGACGUCGCCCCAUGGCCAGCCACCCCCACAUCAGAAUCAGAUGAUCCCACACAAUCAGAAUUCACCUCACCCUCCAAGACCCAUGAUGCCACAUGACCAGCCCUUUAUGAACCCCAGAUAUCCAGGUGGACCUAGAAUGCCAAACAGAAUGCCAAAUCAGCCACCAGGAGGUGUACCUGGGGCACAGCCACUUCUCCCCAACACCAUGGACCCUACCAGGCAACAACCUCAAGGCCAUCCCAGCAUGCCCGGGCCAAUGCAGAGAAUGAACCAUCCGAGAGGCAUGCCCAUGAACCCGGUAAGUUUACCGAACUACGGGGGACCAGUGGGGAUGCGGCCACCACCAAACAGUAUGGGACCAGGGGGCCUGCCACCAGGCAUGAACAUGGUCUUUCCACAUGACGAAGAGCGCCCGCCAUGGCCACCAGGUGGACCGGGAGGGCGGCCGUGGCCAGGCAACCCCAACACAUCCACAAUAAACUAUUCCUCCUCUUCACCAGGCAACUAUGCGGGUCCCCCUGGAGGAGGCCCGCCAGGAACUCCCAUCAUGCCUAGCCCACAAGGAAAUGGUCCCCACCCCCAGGGUAACAACCGCAUACCGACCACCCUGCCCCCAGACUCAAAUUCAGGAGACAACGUCUACGCAAUGAUGAAGAACGUUCCAGGUGGCAGCAUGCCUACGCAGUUUCCCAUGGGUACUGGCCCCGACGGCCCCAUGAACAUGGGUGACCAAGUCCUUUCUCCAGUCAUGAACGGUGAGUCGAUCCGUUCUCCUCCUAUCAACGGAUCUGGUGAUAUGGAUCAUAUUCCAAAGAGUUCCCCUAACAACCCCGCGGGCCCGGGCACGCCAAGGGAAGCGGGCGAGAUGGGACCCGGGGGAACGUUCGGACUCCCUCCCUUCCAGGACAACGUCAGUGAUCAGAACGAAUCAGCAGCGAUACUUAAGAUAAAAGAAAGCAUGCAGGAGGAAGCCAAACGAUUUGAGAAGGAGGCGUCACCUGGGGGGCCUGGGCAUCCUGAGUACUUCAUGCAAUAAGCCAAGGAACCAAGGCCAGUGGACAAAGGGUACCUAUGGACAGAGAGUCAAGAUACUUGAUGUAUAAAUUAUCCCACCUCAUUGUUGUUCAUAGCUCAGGCGGAGUGCUGUAAGUAGGCUUGAAAAAAAACCUCCGUGUUUGUCCACCGUAUCAGCCUGGAUGUGUCUGCCCGCCUUGUGGCGUGUUGUGUGUAUAUUUAUUACCUCUCAUAAAUUAUUUUUGUGAAAUGGAUUUAUUUUCAGUGUUCCUCCCAGCAGAAAAUGGGCCUUUUUAAAAACACAAACCUGCAGUUUUUAAAUGGAAAUCCUAACAAGGUCUGUUUUUAACUAGCGGUGGGAAAAGCAGUGACUGGAUAAGGAAAAUUUUAAAUGAGAAUUCUCGGCUGAAUGAGCUCAGAAUUUUCCACUUGGUCAACCCAUAAUUUUAUAAAGUUGUAAGUUAUGGCAGAAUGAGAGACAAGAAUGAUUUUGUACUGUUUUUAAUAUCUCGAGUUUGGAGUUUUGUUCUGCAUUUCUGAUGACUAUAAAGCUGCCAACAUUGAGAAUAGGAACCAAAAAGUUCAGUUGUAAACUUGAUUCGUCCUUAUUGCUUUCUUUUCUCUUAUUUCCCCUUUAUUUUGUAUCCCUUUUGUAUUAUUGCAGAUUUUGUAUUAGAUGUUAGGUAGGGGAGAAACCCUGUACUGUAUUUUAUUGACCCAAGAACCUUACGAGUUCCUAUGGUUGUGAGUGUGUGUCAUAGGAAUCACCAAGAUAGUUAGGUUUUUAUUGUCACGUGCAGAUGUAUAGGUAGUGUGGCUGGCCCUGUGCUGCUCCUAUGCAGCAAGGGGUCCAGUUUUUAGAGCCUGCCCUGUUGCCAUGUUAUUGUAUCCUCAUUUUAGCUAGUGACAAAAGUACCUGUAUGUGCAAAGUUGUGCUGUCCUGGAGACCUGAGUAGAUGCCUGGAUUGCUGGCAUUCAGUUGUUUGUGCUGUCGACGUUUUCUCUGCAUUUAUUGCCCAAACUAUUCCAUGUUGCAAUGUAAAAAAGAUGUGCAUUUUAUUCUGAGGCAUUUGGGAAGGGGACAUUGCUGUUAUAUAUGAUUCCAUCUGUUGCUGUAGGCAGUUGAUUUUUUAUGUACAUUGAUCACAUCACACUUUUGGUAGAAUUCCGUGAAUUCUUUUUUCCCUGGGUGCUGAGUGCACCGUACAGUGGCUUGACUUUUGAGAAACACAUUUCUGCCGUGUGUCUCUGUGAGUUCCACUCCUGUAAAGUAAAACAAAAAAAACCUAUAAAACUCUCUCUUCGCUGCCAUGUAGAAUGCAUUAGUCCAGUACCUCGAUGUAGUGGUUAAGGGGAAGUGGCAACAUUUCCAGACUCUUUACCUCAGUCAACUCUUGCGGUUAGGCAAGACCUGUGCUUGUACGGUGCCCGGAUCUUUUUGUACAGGCCCUUUGGAGUGGAACAAUCAUGCUCUUUACCUACACAACCAACAUUUGAAUGGUAGAUGUUGUCACUAUUUUAGUUAAAGUUAUUAAAGUAUUACUUUAUUUGUAUUGUCGUAUAUUGUAAAAGAAUCCUCUAGAGGCAAAUGCUCAAUUAAAGUAUCAGCCAGACCUUUGAA
Messenger RNA from Branchiostoma belcheri (Belcher's lancelet), 3099 nucleotides. RefSeq names its product single-stranded DNA-binding protein 3-like. Lineage: Eukaryota; Metazoa; Chordata; Leptocardii; Amphioxiformes; Branchiostomatidae. The transcript is spliced from 21 exons. Gene Ontology annotation, biological process: positive regulation of transcription by RNA polymerase II. The record is from RefSeq and is a predicted model, not a curated record. Gene Ontology annotation, cellular component: nucleus. Gene Ontology annotation, molecular function: single-stranded DNA binding; protein binding. The coding region runs from base 82 to 1500 and encodes 472 amino acids.